UUCAUUCUCCGCUCUUUCCCUGCAGCUCUGCUUGUAGUCAAAACCUUUCUUCACAUUUUUCUGCAUCUCUCUGAGCAAAGCCAUCAUGAGUCGUAUAUCCUAUCGAGCAUCCACUGGAGGAGCGAACAGAGGCUUCACCUCUGGCUCUGCAAUUGUUGGUGGUGGGAGAUCAGGUUUCAGCUCCUACUCUGUGUCUCGGGUUGGAGGAGCAAGAGCUGGAGGAGGUGGUGGUGGUUAUGGGCUCGGCGGUGGAUUUGGUAGCCGAAGUCUCCACAACCUUGGUGGAAGCAAGCGGAUCUCCUACAGCACCAUUGGUGGAGGCUACCGAUCUGGCUUUGGUGGUGGAGGAGGAGGGUUUGGUGCUGGUGGAGGAGCAGCAGGCUUUGGGUUUGGUGUUGGCCUUGGUGGUGGUGGUGGUGGUGGCGGCGGGUUUGGUUUUGGUGGACCUGGGUUUGGAGGACCUGGUGCUGGCUUUGUGGUAGGUGGUCCAGGUUUUGGUGGAAGAGGUGGCCCUGGAUUUCCAGUUUGCCCACCUGGUGGCAUCCAUGAGGUGACCAUCAACCAGCACCUCCUGCAACCCCUCAAGCUUGAAAUUGACCCAGACAUUCAAAGAGUGCGCACACAUGAAAGGGAACAGAUCAAGUCUCUCAACAACAAAUUUGCCUCCUUUAUUGACAAGGUCCGGUUCUUGGAACAGCAAAACAAAGUCCUUGAAACCAAAUGGGAGCUCUUACAACAGCAGGGGACAACUGUUCGACAAGACAACCUUAACCCCAUUUUUGAAAUGUAUAUCAAUAACCUCAGGAGGCAGUAUGAUAUGAUAAUGAGUGAGCGGGGAAAGCUGGAUUCAGAACUGAGAAACAUGCAAGAUCUCGUUGAAGACUUUAAGAACAAAUAUGAAGAUGAAAUCAACAAACGUACAGGUGCAGAAAACGAAUUUGUGGUGCUUAAGAAGGAUGUUGAUGGUGCCUAUAUGAACAAGAUUGAACUAGCUGGCAAACAAGAUUCUCUGAAUGACGAACUUGAGUUCCUGAAAGCACUUUUUGAGGCGGAACUAUCGCAGAUGCAGCAGCACGUAUCUGACACCUCUGUUGUGUUGUCUAUGGACAACAACAGAAACCUGGACUUGAACAGCAUCAUUUCAGAGGUCAAGGCACAAUAUGAAGACAUUGCCAACAGGAGCCGAGCCGAAGCCGAAUCAUGGUAUCAAAGCAAGUAUGAAGAGCUACAGGUCUCUGCUGGACGGCAUGGGGAUGACCUGCGCAACACGAAGACAGAAAUAGCCGAGCUCACCCGGUUGGUGCACAGGCUGAAAAGUGAAAUAGAUGCCGUGAAGAAACAGUGUGCCAAUCUUCAGGCAGCCAUUGCUGAGGCUGAGGACCGUGGGGAACUUGCCCUCAAGGAUGCCAGGCAUAAACUGAGUGAACUGGAAGAAGCCCUGCAGAGAACAAAGCAGGACCUUGCCCGACAACUCAAGGAAUAUCAGGAACUGAUGAACGUCAAGCUGGCCUUGGAUAUUGAGAUUGCCACCUAUAAGAAGCUUAUAGAAGGAGAGGAGAUCAGGCUGGCAGAAGGUGUUGGAAACGUAGGCUACACUGUGGUCAGCAGCACCACCAGCUCUGGCUAUGGAGGCGGAAGUGGCCUUGCUUUGGGAGGAGGCGGCGGUGGAGGAUACGGCUUAGGAGGAGGAUCAGGAGGAUUUGGACUUGGAGGAGGUGGCAGCAGCUACUCCAUUGGUGGUGGUAGCGGCUUUGGUGGAGGCAGUGGGUUUGGUGGAGGGAGUGGGUUUGGCUCUGGGAUCAGUAUGGGAGGUGGUAGUAGUUACAGCUCUGGAGGUGGCCGCGUCUCCUCAAGUGGAGGAGGGGGAGGAGGAAGCUCCAGUGUGAAAAUUGUAUCCAAAACCACUUCAACCAAGAAAAUGGCCUACUAAAAGCUGUCCCGUCCUGAGUGGCUGUUGGCAUGGCCACUUCCAAGUGGAAGUUCUUCAACCUGUUGUGUAAAUAGCUCAGCAAAGCUCUUCUCCUCUGAUACUUUUCACCUUUUCCAUAUGGUUUUGACUGUAAAAUGGAUCCAGAUGUUUUCACCCUGCUCCAGUACUGUUGACUAUAGCAGGUGGGCCUGGGCUUAAUAUGCAGAGGGAUGAAGCCACUAUGUCAGGUGAACCAUGUGUAAAACCACUUUAAAGAAAAGUCUUAUUGAAGCAAUAGGGUCUCUCUUUACAUCAGUAGGGAUGGAAUGGGCCUAUAUGUAUAUGAAAUAUGGUAUGAUACAUGUUAUCAUAUAAAUUCACAAAAAUGUUGUGUUAGAGUGGGAUGCCAAUGUACCUCGUUCAUAGAUUAGCUCCAGGGUUGUAACAUCAUGGAAUCUACCUAUUUCAACAAACUCAUGUGCCAUACCUAUAGGAUCCUUCCAAGAGAUCCCUAAUGAAGGACAAAUGGUCCACUAGAAAGUUCUUGUAGUUUAUUCUGUUUCUAGUAGCCUAAGACUCAUCAAAUUGGUUAUUGAUCAAGUUGAUUGGUUCAACUUGAUCAAUAACUUGGUUUCACCCCAGAGAGGGUCUAGUUUCCCUAGGUAUGUGCAACAACAAGAAACCCAUAGUCAAUUUAGGAGAUCGUUAACUUUAAAUAUAUCUUUGGUUCCUGUGCAUGCCAAUGGGACUCCAAUAUAUACUUAAAGUUUUCUGCAGAAUUAUUUGCUUUCAAUAGAACAGACAGCUAUAGAAAAUGUGAUGGAGGGUUCCGGUUGGCAAGCAGACUGUUUGGAUUUGGCUCACUCAGAACAUGCUUUCUGAAUAUCCUUUCUCCUGUUUGAACAUGUUCUUUGUAAUAUCAAACAAGAGGGAGUUAUAAAGCUAAAGACUCAGGUACCAACUCUUUCCCAAAGAAAACAGUUUGGAGACACCUAUGAUAAGAUCUGUUUCCACCGUGUGUUCCAACACGCUCCAGUCUCAGGUUUUGACCACAACACAUCUUUGAUUCUUUUCUUUGAAGUGAAAGCAACAUUGGAAAAGGUGAUUGCUUCUGCUGUUGCUGUUUUGUGAACUGUAACACUGAAUUCUAAUGCUUGAUUCUCAUGCCUAAGGAUCUAUGCAAGGCUGCAUGACAAAUAAAGAGCAACUGUCAUUUUUAAGUA
This is a messenger RNA of Sceloporus undulatus (fence lizard), 3132 nucleotides long. Its product is annotated as keratin, type II cytoskeletal 5-like. Gene Ontology annotation, biological process: keratinization; intermediate filament organization. Gene Ontology annotation, molecular function: structural constituent of skin epidermis. The coding region runs from base 86 to 1930 and encodes 614 amino acids. The transcript has 9 exons. The record is from RefSeq and is a predicted model, not a curated record. Gene Ontology annotation, cellular component: keratin filament. Lineage: Eukaryota; Metazoa; Chordata; Lepidosauria; Squamata; Phrynosomatidae.